GGUGUCUGUGCAGAUCAGUGCAAAGUGACAGGUCAUCAUCGCUACCAGACAGUGGAACUGAAUGAAAGUGUGUUGGGGGAACUGAAAAAGCUGUUUGAAGCCAAAGCAGAGCACGUGCAUCAGACGCUGGCGCUGCACUCGUACACCUCGGUGUUGUCCCGGUUGCAAGUGGAAUCAUAUGUCUACAGGUUGCUCAGCAGCUCGUCCCUGCUGAGAUCAGUGGCUCUUCAGCAGCAAGAACAAGUUUCAAAACAGUCAGAAAAUCUUUCUUCAGACUUGAGCCACUUGAAGGAAUGUAUCAGCGUCCUUUUCAGUUUCACUCGCAGAGUUAUCGAAGACCCUCAGUUUCAGAGUGACCUUCUUACGUGGCUGCAGAGACUGGUGUCUGUGUUGCAAAGAAUUGGCUGUCCAGGUGACCAUCUCUUUCUCUUCAACCACAUCCUUCGGUGUCCAGCUGGCAUCAGCGAAUGGGCUUGUCCAUUCAUUCAGAUCAAAGUCUUGGAUAACCCAUCAGGUGUUUUUCAUUUCAUGCAGUCUCUUGCCCUGCUUAUGUCUCCUGUCAAAAAUCGGGUGGACUUCAUGUGCCAUAUGAAGCCAAAUGAAAGGAAAAGUUCCUCUUCAUCUGGGAAAGAAUCUGGAAACUGGACCCUGGUAGAUGAAGGAGGAGAAGAGGAUGAGGAUCCUGAGACAAGCUGGAUUCUGCUUUUGGAAGAUGACUUGAUUGCCCUGUUGUCACAGUUUCCAUUUCAUGAACUCUUUCAGCAGUUCCUUGGGUUUAAGUCUGGAGGUGCUUAUUUUCCUGAAAAAACAACUCCCCAGGAGAUGAUGAAGAUUUUUGCUUUUGCAAACUCCUUAGUGGAACUUCUGUCUGCGGGGUUAGAAACAUUUAACAGAGCACGCUACCGACAGUUUGUGAAGCGAAUUGGUCAGCUGAUCAAGAUGACACUUUGUCAUGUGAGUGACCACUGGUCCCAAUACGUUAGCAGCAAUACACAAUAUGGAUCAGUAGGGCAUCCCUACUCUGUGGAAAAAUUGCAACUGGAGUUUGAUGAGCUGUUUUUUAGAGCUGUUCUACAUGUUCUGAAGGCAAAAAGGUUGGGAGUCUGGUUAUUCAUGUCUGAGAUGCCUUACGGAACCUUAUCCAGCAACAUGCUUUGGAGGCUCUUUUUUGUCAUGCACUGUGCAGAGAGUGAGCACCUGGAAAAACUCUGCUCUACUUUGCAACCUGCUGACUGCAAACAAAGACUCAAAGACCCAGAACACCUUGAAAAUUUUGAAAAAUAUCUCAAAUCAAUGAACUGCUCGGAAGAAAUUUGUCUGCUCACCACAUUUGCUCAGAUGGCACAAACCAAGCGGGCUGAUGUUGAUGAGGAUUUUAUCAAAAUAAUUGUUCUGGAGAUAUAUGAGGUGUCUUAUGUUAGUCUUUCCACAAGAGAAACAUUUUCAAAAGUUGGUCGAGAACUCUUGGGAGCAAUUGCCAGCAUCCAUACGCAGAUUAUUUCUGUACUGCUGGAUCGAGUUAGAGAGACCAUCGAGAAAGUUGGGAUGGUUUCUUUAUAUCUGUUCAAAGAACUGCCGUUGUACCUGUGGAAGCCUUCUUCAUCUGAGAUAGCGCUGAUUCGUGACUGGUUAUUAAAUUACAGUCUAACAACAGUGGAGAAUAAACUAGCCUGCAUUAUCUUGGAAGGGCUAAACUGGGGAUUUGGUGAGCAUGUCUCCUACUUAGCCAGCAUUGUUCGUUAUGGAGAAACACCAGAGACUUCCUUUAAUCAGUGGGCAUGGGGUUUGAUUUUGAGGUUAAAGCUUCACAGAAAUGACCGUGGCAUGCAACAUGGCUGGCCUGCGAUCCCUGUGUCUGACAGUGUGCUCGACAUGACGGAGUCGGUCACGCUUCACCCCCUCCUGAAGGCUGUUAAAGCAGGCAUCCCUAUCGGCUGUUAUCUGGCGCUGGCAAUGACCGCUUUAGGUCACAG
This is a messenger RNA of Phaethon lepturus (White-tailed tropicbird), 1973 nucleotides long. Its product is annotated as ectopic P granules protein 5 homolog. The annotation marks the transcript as partial. The record is from RefSeq and is a predicted model, not a curated record. The transcript has 13 exons. Lineage: Eukaryota; Metazoa; Chordata; Aves; Phaethontiformes; Phaethontidae. Gene Ontology annotation, biological process: autophagosome maturation. Gene Ontology annotation, cellular component: cytoplasm.